GGUGAUAUAAGAAUCAUUCUCCUCCUCUGCAGGUCUGGGCAGGGGGCUGCCACUGGGAGACCUCACUCUCGUGGAUAGUGUUUUUGAAGAUCAGCUUGUUCUCUCUCUGGAUGAUGAUGAGGAGCUUCCAACGUUACAAACAGUGAAGUCCCAUACGACCCACCCCAGAGGAACCCAGAGACAGUUCUCCCUCUCUGCUGCUGCAGACACAUUAGCCUCCAUGAUCAAUGGCAGGAGUCAGCUCUACACAGAGGUGGAUGACCUCAGGGCUAAGGUCAGUGUUGCUGGGGUAACGAGGGACAGCUCUGUGACUGACAGCAGGGUGUGGGACACGGUGACCUCAGAGGCCCUGCUCCCAAAGGCCACCUCCACCCCUCUAAUUCCCUUGGGACUAGAGGAACAACAAUCCACCUCCGUCUCCCCCUCUCCCUCGCCCUCCCCCGCUGACCAAGCCCUCGCCCGACUCAACAGACACUCCCACUCUUACCUAACCAAUCAGAGAGGGAGCCCGCCUCUGGAAUCCCCUGAGCUCAGCCCCAGUUUGGUAGCUCUAGUGAUGGACAGUGAGGAAGAUGAGGAGGGGGUUCUGGUGAAGUCUCCCCUCUCUCCCAUCUCUCCCCUGACCUCUGACCCUCGUAGCAGCGGGGAUGACACCUCCCCAGACCUCACCUGCACACGCACACACUCCGCGUCCUCAGAAGGCGACCACACCCUUGCAAAGGAUAUGGGCGACCAGAGGAUCAGACACCGCUCCUACUCCUACUCCUCCCCCAAGAUCAGCCUGCUGCCCCCCAGCUUCUCCCGCAACACCUUAGCCACGCCCGCGACCUCUGACUUCAGCCCAGAACAGAGAGCAUUCAGUCUAUCAGAGCAGCCUCUCGAUAAAAGGGAGUUAAGGUUCCGUAAGCGUGCCCAGUCUGCAGACGACGAGGGCAGCGUUGAGCUGGCAGAGUCCCUUCAACACCUCACCCUCUCAGAGUUCCUCAAAGAGUACGUGGGCAUCGCCCCCUUCUGGGCUGGCAGCCCAGGCCCUUCCUUCCUGGGCAGAUAG
This is a messenger RNA of Coregonus clupeaformis (lake whitefish), 1051 nucleotides long. RefSeq lists its product as uncharacterized. The transcript has 8 exons. The coding region runs from base 221 to 1051 and encodes 276 amino acids. The record is from RefSeq and is a predicted model, not a curated record. Lineage: Eukaryota; Metazoa; Chordata; Actinopteri; Salmoniformes; Salmonidae.